CGGUCACAGGGCUGCUGCCGGAAUUGCUUGCGUCCACUGGCGGCCUGAGGCACCGCCUCCUGCACCGGCCCAAGUGGGACCAGCCCCAGGGUCACCCGGAGGCAGCUCAGGGCCUGGCCCAUACCGCACUGCCCAGGGGGAAGUCUUCUGAUUGGCUGGAUGCCUCUUUCACUGAAGCGGCCACGAUGCUCUGCGCUGAAUACCGGCCCCUCUUCUGGAAAGCAGCGUCGGCCUCCUGGGUGCGCCAGCUGGAGCUCCAAGCACACCGGGCUCAGUUCCAGAGGGGAGCCGGGGCUGCCCUGGGCCAACGGGUGACCGACGCUCUGGCGGAGGCUUGCCUCCCUGCGGAGGCUGCAGAGGCCCUGAAGGAGGCGGCACUUUGCCUGCUCAAGCGUGAUGCCCUGUGGCAGUGGGACCCAGGAUUCUGCCACGCUCUGGGCGCCAGCCUUGUGGACAGGUGCUUGCCCAAGCCCACGACUGUGGCCUGCAGCCAGACAGGGCAGGUUCUGCAGAGCCUCUUCCUGCUCCUGGCCUUCAGCAUGAGUAGCCUGGAGAGCCAGCCUUUCCCUGGUGGCCCAGGGCAGCGCCAGGUCCCUGCCAGCCUCCACCUGCACCUGCUUUCCCUUGCGGUGGCUACCUGCCGUGCCUCUUCCUACUGGACCAUGAGCAAAGCCUACCAGUACUUGGCCUCCUGGUCCCUUGGCCAGUUCCUCCUCGUGGCCCAAGGGGAUCUGCAGUUGCUGAAAACGGAAGCCAGGAAGAUGUUGGUGCUGGUGAGCAGGGCCGCCUUGGAGGACGGGGGGAAGCAGGGCCCCGUGGCCUCUCAUCGGGAGCGGGAGCUGAGCCUGCAACUCCACUUGGCAGCCACCAGCAUCCAACUUUUUGCAAAUGACGUGCUGGAGUUGUUCUGUGUGGACUGCAGACGCGUGUCAGCAGAGGUCUUCGGACAGGCCAUGCCGCUUGGCAAAUACUGGCGCCUCGCCCUCCAGGCAGAGCUGCCCUCCGCUGCCAGCGAGUACGCCCAGGCUGCAGCUCAAGCUAUCCUGGCUCCAGCCUUGCAAGGCGUCCGGUGGCUGCCCCAGGAUUCCCAGGCUCUGGUCCUCAGCCGGGUCACAACGGCCUUCUUGGAAGCCUGGAUGGAGCACAUUCUGGCCCAGAAGAUCAAGUUCAGCCUUCAGGGAGCUCUGCAGCUGAAGCGGGACUUUGAUCUGGUGCGCGAAGCCCUGCAGUCGGAGAAGUUCGAGCUGCCCGCAGAGGUGAAGAAGCUGGUUCUCUCCCUUCGGGUCUUCCAGCAGACGGACAACGCCAUCGCCUGCCUCCUCCAGCAGCCCCACAGGGGCGCCUUGUCCUCACUCAGCUGGGAGGCCCUGCAGAAGUGCUGCGCAGGUGAUGGGAUGCGGUCCUGGCACGCCAGCCCGGGCAGCCUCAGCAACCUGGAGCACCUGGAAGGGCUGCCCGCCCACGGGAGAGCUGGGCCAGAGAGCUGGGCAGCUGACUUGCUGAGCCGUGCCCCAGGAGGUGGCACAAGCUCCGAGACCUACCUGAGCCUGGCCCAGCAGGAGUGGCUGGCACUGCGGCUGCGUGGGGCUCGCCACUGGAAGAUGCCCGCCCUCUCCUGCAUGAACCCCCUUUCGGAGGCUUGAGCAGCAGCAGCCGCCCUGGAUCCAGCUGGGCCUCCAGCGCCUGCACGAAGCAGCCCUCCCUCCUCUGGGGGGCAUCUGAGUUGCUGGGCCUCCCAGCCUCCCUGGGAGUGGGGGCGGAGGGGUGGGAAGGAGCGCAGUCCCACGUAGGAGGCCUUCCUUGCUCUGGCAAGAUUCUGCAAUGGGCAACCCCCGAUUUUGGUUCAGGAGCAAAUUCACAAGAAGCCGCCUCUCUCUCUGAGCCGGGGCCAUUCCUGGUCCCGGCUGGGCAUUCUGCAGGACGAGGGAGGCUUGUCUGGGCUGUAGCACAGGGUAGGGACCACUGGUCUGGCUCCUGGGCUGCUUGGAAGGGCAGGGAGCCAGGGGAGGGGCUGUUCCCGCAGGACCCCCUCCCUUCUGGUUCCCCUUUAGGGGGCAUCUGGGCCUGGGAUGCUAGCAGGUGCAGUUGGGGCACUUCUUGGGGUCUUUGGGAGGGGGAGGAGGGGCCUGCACAGGUGAUGCAAACUCCACCUGCCCAACCUGCCUUACAGGAGGCGCAGAGAUGCUGCGGCCUUGAUCCUCGCUUCGGCUUCCUCUCCUCAGGCAGGGACCUGAAGGUGCGCCAUUUGUCCCCAGCCCUCAAAAUCCCUUUCCUCUUUGAGCCAUCUGCCCCUGACCAUCCAGCAUCUUGGCCUUCCUCUCGGACACCAAAAAGCCCUGGGGGGUUCCUGGUCCCUUUGAAACUUUUGGCCGCCAUUUGUCCUGCCCUGUUGGCUGGGCAGCCGGAGGAGCAGAAGGGUGGCAGCUCAGGCAGGUGUCCCGAAGCUCUGAGGGACUCAGGGAAGCCCCUUCCUGGCUUCAGAGGCUGCCUGUCAGUCAUCCCCCUUGGAGAUCUUGGCCAGGCAGAAGCGGAUCACUGAUUUUCUACCUUCCUCUUGUGUGAAAGACGAAAGGCUAAAGAAAUAAAGGUUAUGAGAUACUUCA
Messenger RNA from Thamnophis sirtalis, 2603 nucleotides. RefSeq names its product coiled-coil domain containing 142 (gene CCDC142). NCBI's taxonomy places the organism in Eukaryota, Metazoa, Chordata, Lepidosauria, Squamata, Natricidae. The record is from RefSeq and is a predicted model, not a curated record.